UGUAGAUAAUAAUGCUUUACGAUAAGGUUACAGUUUUUUUAUUUAAUUGUUUCGUAAUAUUUCUUCUCUCGAUAUUAUUAACCACAGGCAACGAGGUAUAUAAUACCGAAGAUGUAGAUUUAUCCAAAUGUAAACUUACACAGCUUGGAACGGAAUAUCGAGGUUCGAAAAUGGUAACCAGCAGUAAUGUUCGUUGUCAAUAUUGGCAAACAGAUCAGCCACUUCAUAAGGUUGAUCCUAAUAUAACGGAUGCAGAUUUCCCUGAGAAAUCUAUGAAAGCUGCGAAAAAUUAUUGUCGUAAUCCUACUAAUGAUCCACGGGGUCCUUGGUGUUAUACAUUAGAUCCUAGUCUUAUAGACGAUGAAUGCGAAAUACCUCUUUGCAAUUUUGGCGAUUGCAGAAUUUCUGGUAUAGGAGCUGAGUAUGCUGGAGAUCGUAAAGUUAGUUCUUCAGGUAAAAAAUGUAAAUCAUGGACAGAACGAUACAAAGUUUCUAAUGAAAAGAGUCCAGUAUUUGCCAAUAAAAAUUUUCCAGAUGAAUCAGUGAAAAAGGCUAAUCGUUUUUGUAGAAAUCCUGAUGAUAAUAUUGGUGGUCCAUGGUGUUAUGUACGUGAUGAAACUUACGAAACAAUUGAAAAAGAAUAUUGUGAUAUUCCAUUUUGCGAUGAUAAGGAUUGUUUAGUAUAUGUCAGAAAUACAUCAAGAUAUUCAAUUCUGACAAAUUUAAACUUUACUUUUACAACCAUAACAUUUUGGAUUAAAUUAUGGAAUCCAAAUGAUGAAUAUAAUGGAGAAUUUAAAAUUCUAUUAAGUGUUCUUCCAAUUCCUACAUUCGCAAGUAAAAUUGCUGAAGAUUGGCACGCAGGUGUUGAGUUAAUGUUCUCAAAUUUUGGUUCUGGUCAAACAUAUCCUGAUGCUAAUAUAGAUGAUUUUGAAGAUACACCAAGUAUAUUACUCGGUACAAAAUGGACUGGUAUAUGGAUUACAUGGGCAGGAGGUUUCAUAUCUAUAGGAAUAGAUGGAUCAUCUAAGCCCCUUUUUAUUGGGGAAUAUAAAAAAAAAAAUACUAUCUCAGACCUCUUUUCCAAUUACUUGUUAUUUUAUGGAAUCGUAGGCACAAAUGUACUAUGGAGUUCAGAAUUUUGUCAAAUUGAUUGUGAAGUUCAUGUAACCAUUGGAAUGGAAUUUGCAAAAGUUUGGCCAAUGCAAAAAACCAAUAAUACUUAUGAUAUUCAUUUUAAUGUGCGAGCGAAUCGUAAUAUUGCUAUACAAAUCUAUCAAAAUCCUGUUAAUAUUUACCCAUGUUUUACUAUAAUCAUAGAUAAUGUUACAUCAUUAAUAUAUCAGAAAAGUAAAUUGUCAAUGAAACAAUAUUUGAAACAAGUUUCAAGUAAAGGAUUAUUAAAUAUUUGGAAAUGGAAACAAUUUUCUAUUAGGUUCACAUUUACGAUUAUUUUAUCAACAAACAUAUGGCGAUGAAGAAUUAUUAUACGUGAAUCAUGAUCUGUUUAAUACAUUAAGA
Molecule: messenger RNA, 1521 nt
Organism: Polistes dominula (European paper wasp)
Lineage: Eukaryota; Metazoa; Arthropoda; Insecta; Hymenoptera; Vespidae
Source: RefSeq, a predicted model, not a curated record